This is a messenger RNA of Agrilus planipennis (emerald ash borer), 663 nucleotides long. Its product is annotated as fatty-acid amide hydrolase 2-B-like. NCBI's taxonomy places the organism in Eukaryota, Metazoa, Arthropoda, Insecta, Coleoptera, Buprestidae. The coding region runs from base 267 to 641 and encodes 124 amino acids. The transcript is spliced from 3 exons. The record is from RefSeq and is a predicted model, not a curated record.
GAAAAGCGGCGGGAAGCGCACAUUAUACACAUGUAUAUAUAUAUACACGUCCUACACUCACGUAUGCCCCUAUUUAUUUCACUAUCAUUCCGUGUCCGCUGCGAAUCUUUGAUAUAAACUUUACAGUGUCGCCCAAGAAAUCGAUAGUGCUGUUUCGCGAGAACGCGCAAACUCACCGCUGCUGCGAUCGGUAAAGUGCGAAGGAAAAAACGUUUUCCCUAUAGAAGUGAAAAACAAUUUCCACCAAAAAUUGACUGCUGCAGUAAAUGAUAAGAAAAUGGUUGAGUUAUAGCGUGGGUUCUCUUAAGUUCAAGGGCAGGAAGGCUGACGACGAUGGAGAGGCUGUAUCGAAAUUGAAAAUUGCUGGUGCCAUUCCUCUCCUUGUCUCCAGCACCCCAGAGUUAUGUUUCGGUUGGGAAGCCAGCAACCACAUCACCGGGGUGACCAAGAAUCCCUAUAAUCCAGCGUAUUCAUCAGCUGGAUCGUCUGGAGGCGAGGGUGCCCUCUUAGGGGCUGGAGCGUCUGUAAUAGGAAUUGGAUCAGACAUCGCUGGUUCAAUUAGAUUGCCGGCCCUAUUUAAUGGAAUUUUUGGACAUAAACCAACCCCAAGUAAGAUAUUUAGUAUCAAAAAACCAUAUUAAAAGUCAACCCUUUUUUUAUAAA